AUGUCUAUUUUAUUUACAACAGAAGAAUUGAAAUAAAUUGAACCUCAUCCCUAUGAUUACGUAUAAACAAAAACAAAAUAUCUAGAACAAAUGAGCUCCUUUAAUUACACUAAAACUACUUAGCUCCCUUUUAUUUCAGUAGCAAAAGCUUAACAUCGACAAUUAAUGGAUAAAGUCAAAUAUUAUUAAUUUGAAGAAAAGAAAUAAUUGCCUCCGCAUCAAUUCAAUACAAUUUUCUAAGAGCAAUCUCAACUCCCUAUUAAUACUGAAGAUGCCAGAUAACAAUAUUAUCAAGAAUUUAUACUCUAACCCAUGGAGGAAGAGAUGUCAAAGAAAGAAAAAGAGAAGAAUCGAUAUUUACAUAUAUGUGGAGUCAUAAAUGCAUAGAAUUAAAUAGAUAAAAAGGAAUAUAAAAAUCAUAUAAAAGAAUUGAAAUAAUUGCAAAGAGAAGUAGAGUAAAUUCAGCAAUAAACUAAGAAAACAUAUUAUCCUACAAAGGAGAUGUGUCGUAAUACUAAUCUGAUCAGCAAAUUGGCAACUCCUAUGUUGAAUAUGUAUAAUGUGUAUUUUAAGGAAAUAUUUGAUGCAUUAAUUGAUGACAUUCUCCUAGAAGAAGUAAAGAAUAAGUUGUAUAUUUUAGGUGCAAUAUUUAAAUGAUUAGCAGAAUAAAACAAUUACUGAGAAUGAGCAACCUGAAAUCCCAGAAUUUGAUAAUGAAGAGGCAUAAGAGUAGCUCAACGUUGAUGUUAAAGAUCUCUUAUUAGAACUUGGCAAUAUUAUGGAUGAGUAUUGA
Molecule: messenger RNA, 793 nt
Organism: Paramecium octaurelia
Lineage: Eukaryota; Ciliophora; Oligohymenophorea; Peniculida; Parameciidae
Source: the annotation of a GenBank genome assembly